Amblyraja radiata (thorny skate) is the source of this 1033-nucleotide messenger RNA. RefSeq names its product radial spoke head component 9 (gene rsph9). The record is from RefSeq and is a predicted model, not a curated record. Gene Ontology annotation, biological process: motile cilium assembly; cilium movement involved in cell motility; axoneme assembly. Bases 57 to 881 code for a protein of 274 amino acids. The transcript has 5 exons. Gene Ontology annotation, cellular component: radial spoke; axoneme. Lineage: Eukaryota; Metazoa; Chordata; Chondrichthyes; Rajiformes; Rajidae.
CCGAGCCUGAGCGUCGCCAUCGCCGGCAGCGGAGCGCCAUCACCAUCACCAUCGCCAUGCAGGCCGACUGCCUGCAGCAGCAGCUGGACUUUGUGUCGAGCCAGGGGCUGGUGCUGAGCCCCGAGCACAAGGCCGCGCUGCAGGUGUCGCUGGAGCUGAUCCGCCGCAACUACAAGUUCAGCCACGUCUACUUCUGGGGUCGGAUCCUGGGUCUGAGCGCCGACUACUUCAUCGUGCAGGGCGUGGGGCUGAACGAGCUGAUGGAGAGGAAGAGUCUGUACAGUUUUAACUGCAUGGAUUGGAAGCUGCUCCCCCCAGCAACGAAUGAAAUGAUAGCCAGAUCCAUGAUGCUGAGAGGUCGCUUCAUGGGCGACCCAUCUCAUGAAUACGAGAAGACCGUGGUUAAGAAGGAGAAUGAAGAGCACGUCAAUCAGGACACAGAAAUCAAGGUGAAAGAGGAAGAACGUUUAACAGCUACGAUUACACUCAUAAACAUGGAAACAGCAGUCAUUCCCAGGGCCGCUUUCAUCAUGACACCUCAAAAUGACGUCCAUAGGAAUAGGAGUUUCGAAGGUUUAUCGGUGACCGAAGCCGGCAAGCUGAAGUCCUACCUUCACUUUACCAACCCUCAUGUGUUGAAGACAAAGUCAAUUCUGAUGCAAGCCAACUUAGAAGAGUCCAUUGAUUUCCUCGAUUGUCUCGAAGAUGAUGAGUUGAAAGUGUUCUGGAGUCUGCAGUACGAGAGAGGCAACAAGCUGGUCAUUCUCCGAAACGUCCUGUGGCCUGGCUACGCCUUCUUCCACGUGCCGGAAACCACUCAGUUCGGCCACAUCUACAUGGGGAUGGGCGAGAAGAACAUAGACUUCCCCUUCAUGAUAUGACACCCCCAACCCCAACAAAAACACAGCGAGACUUGGCUUGGUCAAUUCUUCUUUGCUUUAAUCAAAUUACAGAUGACAUCCCCGUCCCCUGUAAAGUGUACACUUUAAUAACAACAAACCCUCUGGGUCCGAAUAAAUGUUGUUUCAAUCUG